Messenger RNA from Lycium barbarum (goji berry), 2628 nucleotides. RefSeq lists its product as uncharacterized. The transcript has a single exon. The record is from RefSeq and is a predicted model, not a curated record. The coding region runs from base 1 to 2628 and encodes 875 amino acids. Gene Ontology annotation, molecular function: RNA-DNA hybrid ribonuclease activity; nucleic acid binding. Gene Ontology annotation, biological process: DNA integration. Lineage: Eukaryota; Viridiplantae; Streptophyta; Magnoliopsida; Solanales; Solanaceae.
AUGGAUGAAGAGGAUGCAGAAAAGACCGCCUUCACCACCCCAUGGGGUACUUACUGUUACAGGGUUAUGCCAUUUGGUUUGAAGAACGCAGGGGCAACUUACAUGAGAGCUAUGACUACUAUUUUGCACGACAUGAUGAAUAAAGAAAUCGAAGUAUACGUCGAUGAUGUGAUCAUUAAGUCCAAAACUCAAGCUGACCAUGUGCGUGAUCUGAGAAAGUUCUUUGAAAGAUUGCGCAAAUACAACCUCAAGCGCAAUCCAGCCAAGUGUGCAUUUGGAGUUCCAUCUGGGAAACUUCUAGGGUUUAUAGUUAGUCGGCGAGGAAUUGAAUUAGACCCUUCCAAGAUAAAGGCCAUUCGGGAAUUACCGCCACCAAAGAACAGAACUGAAGUCAUAAGUCUUCUUAGUAGGUUGAACUAUAUCAGUAGGUUCAUCGCUCAGCUCACCACUACAUGUGAGCCCAUAUUCAAGCUGUUGAAGAAGGAUGCCGCUGUCAAGUGGACAGACGAGUGUCAAGAGGCUUUUGAUAAAAUUAAGGAAUAUUUGUCUAACCCUCCAGUGCUUGUCCCGCCAGAACCGGGUAGGCCUUUGUUUUUGUAUCUAUCAGUGAUGGAUAAUUCCUUUGGUUGCGUUCUAGGACAACAUGAUGCCACAGGCAAGAAGGAACAAACGAUCUAUUAUUUGAGCAAGAAGUUCACAAGCUAUGAGGUAAAAUACACAUUUUUUGAAAGAACGUGUUGUGCUUUGACUUGGGUCGCCCAGAAACUGAAGCACUAUCUUUCAUCCUAUACGACUCACCUCAUAUCUCGAAUGGAUCCUUUGAAGUAUAUCUUUCAGAAACCUAUGUCGAGUGGAAGGUUAACAAAGUGGCAGAUUUUACUUACGGAGUUCGACAUUGUCUAUGUCACCCGCACUGCUAUAAAAGCACAAGCAUUGGCCGAUCAUUUGGCAGAAAACCCAGUUGACGAUGAGUAUGAGCCUUUGAAUACUUACUUUCCUGACGAAGAGAUUAAUUCAGUUGAGGAGGAAGUUCGCGAUGACAGUCACGUAUGGAAAUUAUACUUUGAUGGAGCGGUCAACAUUAAAGGUGUCGGGAUUGGGGCAAUUCUCAUUUCACCAAUGGGGAAUCAUUAUCCCGCCACGGCACGACUUCGCUUCUUUUGUACCAAUAAUACAGCGGAUUAUGAAGCUUGCAUAAUGGGUUUAAACAUGGCAAUACAUCUGGAUGCACACGAGUUAAAAGUUUUGGGAGAUUCUGACUUACUUAUUCGGCAGGCUCAGGGUGAAUGGGAAACUCGAGAUAUCAAGCUCAUUCCGUACAAACAAUGUUUGGAAGACCUUAUCAAAAGGUUUAAGUCGAUCAAGUUCAGACAUAUUCCCAGAUUUCACAAUGAGUUGGUUGAUGCUUUAGCCACUUUAGCCUCAAUGCUUCCAUACCCAGACAAUGCUUACAUUAAUCCGUUGGAGAUUCAGAUUAGGGAUCAACAUGGUUAUUGCAAUACAAUUGAAGUAGAGCCAGAUGGUGAGCCAUGGUAUCACGAUAUCAAAAGAUACUUAAAAACAAAACAAUAUCCAAUACAUGCCGAUGGAGAUCAAAAAAGAACUAUCAGGCGACUUUCCAAUGGUUUCUUUCUGAGAGGGGAGAUCUUAUACAAAAGGACCCCGAAUUUGAAUUUGUUGAGAUGUGUGAAUACCCAAGAAGCUGAAAUGAUCAUGAAUGAAGUGCACUCCGGAGUAUGUGGCCCGCACAUGAACGAUUAUGUUCUACCAAAGAAGAUUCUUCGAGCAGGAUACUAUUGGCUUACCAUGGAGCGAUAUUGUUUUCGCUUUGUUCGCAAGUGUCAUCAAUGCCAAAUUCACAAUGACAAAAUUCAUUCUCCCCCGUCGGAGUUGCACCCUAUGUCUGCUCCUUGGCCUUUUGUAGCUUGGGGGAUAGAUGUUAUUGGGCCAAUUGAGCCAAAAGUUUCUAAUGGGCACAGAUUCAUUCUAGUUGCCAUUGACUACUUCACCAAAUGGGUAGAAGCUGUUACGUUCAAAUCAGUCACCAAGAAAGUGGUGGUAGACUUUAUUCACUCUAACAUCAUAUGUCGUUUUGGUAUACCAAAGACCAUUAUCACGGACAAUGCAGCCAACCUUAAUAGUCAUCUCAUCAAGGAGGUAUGUGAGCAGUUUAAAAUUGUGCAUCACAACUCUACCCCUUAUCGACCUAAAGCCAAUGGAGCUGUUGAAGCUGCAAACAAAAACAUCAAAAAGAUCCUCAGGAAGAUGAUACAAGGAUCCAGGCAAUGGCAAGAGAAAUUGCCUUUUGCUCUUUUAGGGUACCGCACGACUAUCCGCACGUCUGUUGGCGCAACUCCUUACUUAUUGGUUUAUGGAACUGAGGCGGUCAUACCAGCAAAAGUAGAGAUCCCCUCUCUUCGAAUCAUUGUUGAAGCAGAGAUUGAUUACACUGAAUGGGUCAAGUCUAGACUAGACCAAUUAUCGUUAAUCGAUGAAAAGCGGUUGACAGCAGUUUGUUUUGGCCAGUUAUACCAGCAAAGGAUGGCUCGCGCUUACAACAAGAAGGUGCAUCCAAGACAUUUUGAGGUGGGACAACUUGUUAUGAAACGCAUCCUUCCGCACCAAUAA